AUGUCUCUGCCCACGCGAACACUCGGCCGCAACGGUCCCCAGGUCACCGGCAUCGGUCUGGGGCUCAUGUCCUUUGCGGGGUGGUACAAGCAGCAGGACACGAGCGAGGAGACGGCGCUCGCGUUCCUGGACCGCGCCUACGAGCUGGGCGAGCGGUUCUGGGACACGGCCGACGUCUACGCCAGCAGCGAGGCGCGCGUGGGCGCGUGGUUCAAGCGCACGGGCAAGCGCGACGACAUCUUCCUGGCGACCAAGUUUGCCCUCCGCCACACGCCCGACGGCAGCCGCGUGCUCGACAACGACCCGGCGUACGUCAAGGAGGCGUGCGCCAAGAGCCUGCAGACGCUCGGCGUCGACACCAUCGACCUGUACUACUGCCACCGCGUGGACGACAAGACGCCCAUUGAGCACACCAUCAAGGCCAUGGCCGAGCUCAAGGCGGAGGGCAAAAUUCGGUACCUCGGUCUGUCCGAGUGCUCCGCGGCCACGAUCCGGCGCGCGCACGCGGUGCACCCCAUCGCGGCGUACCAGGUCGAGUACAGCCCGCUGUUCCUGGACAUUGAGUCGCCGCAGACGGGCAUCCUGCAGACGUGCCGGGAGCUGGGCAUCGCCGUGGUGGCGUACAGUCCGGUGGCGCGCGGGCUGCUGACGGGCGCGGUGCGGUCGCACGCGGACCUGGCCAAGGACGACUUCCGCGCGGCCGUGCCCAAGUUCAGCGCCGACAACUUCCCCAAGAUCCUGGCGCUCGUGGACCGCAUCCGCGCCGUCGGCGAGAAGCACGGCGCCACGCCCGCGCAGGUCUGCCUCGCAUGGGUCGCCGCGCAGGGCGACGACUUCAUCUCCAUCCCCGGCACCACCACGGUCAAGUACCUCGAGGACAAUGUCAAGGCGCUGCACGUCAAGCUCACGCCCGACGAGGUGGCGGAGCUGCGCAGGUACGCCGAGGCGACGGAGCUUCAGGGGGACCGGUACCCUACCGAGUAUGUUGCGCCGGCCGGUGAUGGAACGUCUCACAGCAUGCUGACCAGUUAUAGAUUCGGUUCCGCCUGCGAGGUUACCUAUUGGUCAUGGUUGGUACGCCGCUGGGAUGUUACGUAG
Messenger RNA from Cordyceps militaris CM01, 1098 nucleotides. RefSeq names its product Aldo/keto reductase. The record is from RefSeq and is a predicted model, not a curated record. The transcript is spliced from 3 exons. NCBI's taxonomy places the organism in Eukaryota, Fungi, Ascomycota, Sordariomycetes, Hypocreales, Cordycipitaceae. The coding region runs from base 1 to 1098 and encodes 365 amino acids. Gene Ontology annotation, cellular component: cytoplasm.